This is a messenger RNA of Homalodisca vitripennis (glassy-winged sharpshooter), 2271 nucleotides long. RefSeq names its product protein bric-a-brac 1-like. The record is from RefSeq and is a predicted model, not a curated record. Gene Ontology annotation, molecular function: protein binding. The transcript has 5 exons. The coding region runs from base 30 to 1037 and encodes 335 amino acids. Lineage: Eukaryota; Metazoa; Arthropoda; Insecta; Hemiptera; Cicadellidae. Gene Ontology annotation, cellular component: nucleus. Gene Ontology annotation, biological process: regulation of transcription by RNA polymerase II.
AAAAUGAUUAUCUUUGUUUUAGUUGUGAAAUGGAUCAGCAGUUUUCCUUACGUUGGAACAACUAUCUCAAUCAGCUGACAGACGCCUUCGGUUCUCUCCGGUAUGAGGAAGACCUGGUGGACGUAACGUUGAGUUGUGAAGGAGGGAAGUUGAAAGCACACAAAAUGCUACUCUCAGCAUGUAGUUCAUAUUUUCAUGAUAUUUUUAAGGAGAAUCCGUGUCAGCACCCUGUGAUUGUUUUUCGCAAUGUUAAGUUAAGAGAUCUACAAGCGAUCUUGGACUUUAUUUAUAAAGGAGAAGUAAAUGUUCUGCAGGAACACCUUGAAUCAUUCUUAGGGACUGCAGAAUUAUUGGAAAUCAAAGGCUUGGCUGAAUGUAAUGAAAAAAACGUCACGUUAGAAGAAGAAGAAAAAAGUAGUUGCAUUACAACAAAGAAUGAUCAAAGACUGGAAAAAGUUGAGCUGAAAGCAGGAAUCAUCGCUCCAUUGCAAUUCCAAUGUGCCUCCGCUCGGUCAACGAGUCCACCAGUCAAGAAGCGGAGAUUGUUGAGCAGUCAAACCAAGUCUUUUGAAGGAAACCAAAGUGAAGUUGAAGAGGAAACAAACGUGGCUCCCAUUGAACUGAAGAUUGAGGAAGAGGAGUUUGUGGAAGAACAGAGUUUUGAAGAAGAUGAGGAAGACUUGAGACUGCCACUCAGCCCUACUUCUGAUCCACUACAUGUACCUGAUAAUUUACAAAUGUACAGCUCACAUAGUGCAAUAUUGAAAGACGGAAAAUCAGCCACAACUCCGGUUGCUGACAGGAUAGCAAAUCUACCAAAUUCUAGGACACGAGGACUACUAGCACAGGAAGAACCUGGUGAACGUUACGACGGCAAGCCACACUUCUUGCUGAAAAGAGGAAAAAGAGGAAGAAGAUGCUUGGUGUGUCUAGAAAAGAAAAUAAGAAAAGAGACUGUUUACUUUUGUAAAACCUGUACUAAGAAGCCUUCACUUCACCCUGACAUCUGCUUUGAACUGUAUCACACACCUCCAUAGUAGUUAGAUUUAAUCAAACAAGACAAAAUUGAAAAGUGUUUUGAUCUUAAAGGGAUUAAUAAGGUCUUCCCUUGCCCUAAAGAAAAUUUAAAUAGUUUAAACUUUUAAAAUCUUGAAUAAAGACCACCAGUUAAUUGUAAAAUCUAAAUAUCCAGUUGGUUUAAAUUUAAGAUAAAAGUUACUUUUCCAUAUUUACUUCUGUGCUGUUAAUUAUGUAACAGCUGGGUUUUUGAAUGUUUUAGUUGUGUAUUCACAUUUUAUGGUUAUUUUCUUAUUUGUUGUGUUUAUUUUUCUUCUUAUGUUCUUAUUUUGCUUUAUGAAGAUGUGGGUAUAGAAUCCCACAAAAUAUAUAAGCGUUUUAUCUUUUGUUUUUAUUUUAAUAAGUGAAAUUGUGUGUGUGUGUGUGUGUGUGUGUGUGUGUGUGUGUGUGUGUGUGUGUGUGUGUGUGUGUGUGUGUGUGUGUUUAAUUAAAACAUGGAGCUUAUUUUAAAAAUCUGGUAAAAUAAUUUCUCAUUUCAUUGUUGUUAUUUAAUGUAAGUAGCAACCUUUGUGGUCCAAAUGUUGUAUAUACAGGACACUAAUUUAGAAGAGGUAACAGCUACAAAUCUCUUAGAUGUAAUUGUUGAUAAUAUGUUUAACUGGUUAAGAUAAUCUUACUAAAAGACUUUCUCAGGUUAUUUUUAUUACUACAAAAAUAUUAAAAAUAAAACCAUUUACAUGUUAUUACAACUUCUUUUAUUCAAAUUUAAUAUAUAUUCAAUUCUUUUAUGGUGCUCAUCAAUGUAGAAAUUAAGUUAAUAUAAUUUUUAAAGUUCAUAAAAAGCAAUUAAAUUAAUUAUUGUGAAAGUAAAUUCCACAAUUUUCUGUAAAGAUGUUAUAUACAGUAUAGAGUUUUAACAGUCUUAAUUUAUUUUUUGAAACCAUACUAUUCGAAAAGGAACAAAACAUAUUUUAUGUAAUCUCAUGAUUACAUCAGUAAAAUUCAGUUUUAAUUCAGCAUCAAUCAAUCAAACCUGGUGGAGAAAUGUUUCUACAGCAUAUAGAUUACUAUUUAAAAUUUUAUAUUGAAUCACAGGCAAUUCGACAUGUACACAUUGUUGCGUUAAUAUAUAAUUUAGUAUUUAAGCAAAUUGUAGUUCUUAGGUUUAAGUUUAACUAGCCGGUAGGUUCUAUACCCUGUCAAGGGUUUGUAUGAACUGCUUGUAUUAAAUAAAUAAAGUUUAGCAAUUAUAAA